Messenger RNA from Rhodamnia argentea, 1830 nucleotides. Its product is annotated as putative pectinesterase/pectinesterase inhibitor 22. The transcript is spliced from 2 exons. Gene Ontology annotation, biological process: cell wall modification. Gene Ontology annotation, molecular function: pectinesterase inhibitor activity; pectinesterase activity. The record is from RefSeq and is a predicted model, not a curated record. The coding region runs from base 56 to 1663 and encodes 535 amino acids. Lineage: Eukaryota; Viridiplantae; Streptophyta; Magnoliopsida; Myrtales; Myrtaceae.
UGACCACCAGUUGCUUUUUUCCAUUCUCCUUCCAGCUUUCAGAUAGCCAGCAGCAAUGGCCUUAGUGAACUCCCUCCUCAUCCUCAUUCUCUUACCACCCCUUGGUGUUCUGUCCCAAGCAGCCUCCUCUAAAGAACAGACACUUCACAUUCAAGCCUUGCUUCCCCAAGUCUGCAAGGACGUCGAAGACCAAAGCUCAUGCCUCCUAAACGUGCAGGCCGAGCUCGAUAACGCAGGGCCUCCCAAUUCCAUUUCAGUCCUUAGCGCCGCGCUUCAAGCCACUCUCCACGAAGCGAGAGCGGCCAUUGAGUCGAUCACGAAGUUCACAGCCCUGUCUGUGAGCUACCGUGAACAAGUCGCGAUUGAGGACUGUAAGGAACUGCUAGAUUUCUCCAUCUCGGAGAUCGCUUGGUCUGUGGGAGUGAUGAAAAAUAUUCAAGCUGGCUCGGAGAACAGCCACUCUGGCGGGAACCUGAAAGCGUGGCUCAGCGCCGCGCUGAGCAACCAAGACACGUGCCUCGAGGGCUUCGAGGGCACGGACGGGCGCCUGGAGAAUUUCAUCAGGGGGAGCUUGAAGCAAGUCACACAGCUCAUCGGGAAUGUGUUGACUAUGUAUUCUCAAUUGCACACUUUACCGUUCCCGACGCCUCGUACCAACUCCAGUGACGGGAACCCGGAGUUUCCGGCAUGGAUGACGGAAGGCGAUCAGGAGCUGCUCAAGGCAAGUCCGGUUGGCAUGCAUGUAGAUGCCGUCGUCGCGUCGGAUGGGAGCGGACAUUACCGCACCAUCACGGACGCAGUCAUCGAAGCUCCAAGCUAUAGCAACAGGAGGUACAUCAUAUAUAUCAAGAAGGGUGUUUAUAGCGAGAACGUUGACUUGAAGAAGAAGAAAACGAACAUCAUGUUUGUCGGAGAUGGCAUCGGAGCCACCAUCGUCACCGGUAAUCGAGAUUUUAUGCAGGGAUGGACGACCUUUAGGACUGCUACUGUUGCGGUGUCCGGCAAGGGGUUCAUAGCCAGGGACAUGACCUUCCGCAACACGGCGGGGCCGCAGAACCACCAGGCGGUGGCGCUCCGUGUCGACUCGGAUCAGUCCGCGUUCUACCGAUGCAGCAUGGAGGGCUACCAGGACACGCUCUAUGCCCACUCCCUACGCCAGUUCUACCGUGAGUGCGACGUCUACGGCACCAUCGACUUCAUCUUCGGGAACGGCGCGGCGGUCCUCCAGAACUGCAGGAUAUUUACCAGAGUGCCCCUGCCCCUCCAAAAGGUGACCAUCACGGCACAGGGAAGGAAAAGCCCCGACCAGAGCACCGGGUUCUCAAUCCAAGACUCUUACGUUUUGGCCACCCAGCCCACUUACCUCGGCAGGCCAUGGAAGCAGUUCUCCAGGACCGUCUUCCUCAACACGUACAUGAGCAGUCAGGUCCAGCCGAGAGGCUGGCUCGAGUGGUACGGCGACUUUGCUCUCGGCACGUUGUGGUACGGCGAGUACCGGAACUACGGGCCCGGCGCCUCGCUCUCUGGCCGCGUCACGUGGCCCGGCUACCACAUCAUCCGCGACGCCGCGACGGCCGGCUUCUUCACGGUCCGACGGUUCAUCGACGGGACCGCGUGGCUGCCGGCCACCGGGGUCAGGUUCAGUGCCGGAUUGAGCAAUUGAAAGUCCUUUAAUGUAGACAGAGGUGUCAUGUGUACUUCUAAGGGGUAAAAUAGACUUUAGCAGCAUGUGGUCUAACUUUUUACUUUGUCUUUCUUUCUGUUGAUUGCGACCCAAGUGUUCCAUUUAUACGACAAAAAACCUAGGAAUGUAUUAAUUUGCGUACAUUA